This is a messenger RNA of Hibiscus syriacus, 372 nucleotides long. RefSeq names its product pyruvate dehydrogenase E1 component subunit alpha-1, mitochondrial-like. The record is from RefSeq and is a predicted model, not a curated record. NCBI's taxonomy places the organism in Eukaryota, Viridiplantae, Streptophyta, Magnoliopsida, Malvales, Malvaceae. The coding region runs from base 37 to 372 and encodes 111 amino acids. The transcript has 5 exons. Gene Ontology annotation, molecular function: oxidoreductase activity, acting on the aldehyde or oxo group of donors, disulfide as acceptor.
UUGCAUAAUUAAUUUAUAUUAAUUCAUGCUGUUUAUAUGCAGAUUCUUGAAAUGGACACUUAUAGGUAUCACUGUCAUUCCAUGUCUGAUCCUGGAAGCACCUAUCGAACCCAUGGUGAGAUUACUGGUGUUAGACAGGAGCGUGAUAAGAUUGAAAGAAUUAGGAAGCUAAUAUUGUCGCAUGACCUAGCUACCGAGAAAGAGUUGAAGGACAUUGAGAAGGAAGUAAGGAAAGAGGUAGACGAUGCAGUUGCUCAAGCUAAGGAAAAUCCAGUGCCUGAAUCCACUCAACUCUUCACUGAUGUGUACGCUAAAGGUUUGGGCGUUGAGUCAUUUGGAGCAGAUAGGAAAGUAAGAGCUACACUUGCAUAA